Messenger RNA from Solea solea (common sole), 2435 nucleotides. RefSeq names its product zinc finger protein 436-like. Gene Ontology annotation, cellular component: nucleus. Lineage: Eukaryota; Metazoa; Chordata; Actinopteri; Pleuronectiformes; Soleidae. The transcript has 6 exons. The record is from RefSeq and is a predicted model, not a curated record. The coding region runs from base 98 to 1915 and encodes 605 amino acids.
ACAGUGCGAGUCUUGUCAACAAAGGUGUCGCACUUGAUGAGAAUAAAAUAAUGAAGACGCUAUAAAGAGAGACGAGGAGACAGAGAGUGCGUUAAAAAUGUCUAAAGCGGAUAUUCUCAGACAGUUUGUGGCGCAGAGUCUCGCCGCCGCGUCACAGGAAAUCUUAGCGGUGGUGGAGAGAACCGUGUCCGAGUACGAGGAGGAGGCUGCGGGCUUCAGGGAGCAGAUCGUCCGGCAGAGGAAGCAGCUGGAGCUGCUGCAGCCACGGGUCAAACUCGAAACACUCAGCAACUUUACAAUAAAAGAUGUUCGUUCAGUUGCGAAACGCAGCAGGAGCCACGUCGAGGAAGAGGAGGGUGACGACGACGAAGAUCUGGAGGAUGUGAAUAAUCAAACUCCAUCAAGACGUCCGUGUGAGCAGAAGGUCGUUGACACUCAGGAUCACGUGGACCUGAGGAUCCACGUCCUGGAAAACCCACAGACUGAAGCACUUUCAAAAAACGUCCAUAAAAAGUGUCCACGAGGUCUUCAGGAGGUGGACGUCCUGGACCUGCUUAGGUCCGACAGGGGUCGUUUGGAAUUGAAUUCGGUAACAGCGGAGGAAAUCCAGAGACGAGGGACCUCGACUGUCUUCAUCAGACCCAAGGUGCAAAAGGAAACUGAAGACUUUGAGGAAGACGCAGGAGACUCUUCCUCUCCCACAUGUGACACCAGGCAACAAAUUAGUCGUCUUCAGGCGGAGGACGUCCCGUCCGGCAGCUUAAUAUCGCAACAAGAAGACGACGACGACAACAUGCUAACCGAGGAAGCUAACGCCGGAGAGCGACAAGACGAGGAAGCCGCCGCCGCUCAGAGGAAGGAGGAGGAGGAGGAUCAUAACGACGAAAAAGAUGAAGAUAGAGAAAAGUUGAAAGACAGCGAUGAUGACUGGAAACCGGACAUGAGCGAGGAGGAGGAGGAGGAGUCGAGUGACGGUGAACCGAUGACAACAAAUAAACAAAAUGUCAAAUUGGCGUCCACGGAGACGCCAGACCUCCAACUUCAGAGUCGUCUCGAAACGGGCGACUGUCACAUUUGUGGCGAGACUUUCUUCAGCGUUUACGGCCGCGACGAGCAUGUGGCCGCUCACUCGGGCGAGAGGCCGCACAAAUGCAAUGUCUGUGCCGCGGCAUUUGCCCUGCGGGUGUCGCUGGAGAAGCAUCGGACACUCCAUGUAGAGGGAAAGCCUCACACGUGCUUCACCUGCCAUAAAGUGUGUGAACACAGGGAGGCGCUAAAGGCUCACCUCAAGACGCACGUUAUAAAAAAGAAGGUGCACCUAUGCGGCGUGUGCGGAAAGUCCCUCAGCGACUACAGGUCGCUGUCCCGUCACAAGAUGACGCACUCCGGGGAGAGGCCUCACAGCUGCCAGGUUUGUGGGCGGAGUUUCAAGCUGCCUGGGACGCUGAGGCAACACGAGAAGAUCCACACAGACCGCGAGAGGUCGUACCUGUGCGACGUCUGCUGCAAAAUGUUCCUGACGAUCAAGCAGCUGCAGAUUCACAUGCGGACACACAGCAGCGAGAAGCCGCACCACUGCCGGGAGUGCGGCCGCGGGUUUUGCACCAAGGGGGCGCUGACCGUUCACACGCGGAUGCACACCGGGGAGACACCGUACCGGUGCCCCGAGUGCGGCUGGGCCUUCAAGCGCAAGAACAACCUGGACGAGCACAUGACUGUGCACUCUGGCGCCAAACCCUUCGUGUGUGGCAUCUGCGGCAAAGCGUGCGCGCGCAAAACGCACCUGACGAUCCACAUGAGGACGCACAACGGCGAACGGCCGUACAAGUGUCGGCUGUGCGACAAAGCGUUCACACAGAGCCAUUGUCUGAAGACGCACAUGAAGAGCCACCUCGCAGCGGAGGACACGACGUAAAGCGUCUUUCUUUCCAGUGUUUGAAUUUCCUGGGCAUCACAAACGGUUCAAAAUCUACUCAUAGUUUCAAAAUCUAUUGAUUGGUCAUGAGAGCGACGUCCGACACAAGAAACAGACAUUUGCAUGAUGCACACGGAAGUCUUUAUUUUAACAUUUGAAUAUACAUGAGUGACCUAAAAAAAACAAAACCCUAAACUGUAGAGGGAAAAAAAACACAAACAUGACUCUGGUUUUUGCAUAUUUGUCUUUGCCGUCACAGAUCGUAAGUAAAGAAACGCGUUACCAGUUUUGCAUAAAUUAAAUGAGCCGGACUGAGCUUUCGUUUAUUUUUUAUUUCUCUGUAAACUGACACUUUGACACCUGCACCUUUGUGAUGGGUGGGUGAUUGCCCAAGUAUGUUCCCAUUCAGUUUUGGUAAGAAUCUGCUGACUGAAAAGGUCUCAAAACAUGAUCACAUUUUCAAGACGAUCACUUAUAACGGGCAAAACUCUAAAAGAAAGAAAAUAAAUCUCGGUCAGAA